Messenger RNA from Klebsormidium nitens, 1421 nucleotides. The record is from the annotation of a GenBank genome assembly. NCBI's taxonomy places the organism in Eukaryota, Viridiplantae, Streptophyta, Klebsormidiophyceae, Klebsormidiales, Klebsormidiaceae.
CAUCAAUCUUGUAGCAGGUGCACGAGCUUUGAUCUGGGCAGCAGAGGCGACAUGCAGUCAUUCAAGCGAGGGGCGACGCUGUUGAUUCUUGUAUUGUGGCCCGUGGGGGCGUUCCUGCCCUCUCCUUGUUUCUGCGUUGUCGUCUCAGGGGCGUGCUGAGAGGCCACACCGUCACGAUGGAAGGGGGCAGGACGGAGGAGCUUUCAACUUUGCAGCAUUCUGAUGAGGAUAUUUUCCAGGGAAUGCAGCCCGCGCCAGACCUUGAUUUCCUGGGGGGCCACUCCCACGACCAGAGCGUGGAUGACUACAUUGAGGAGCUGCUGAACGGGACGCUGGCCUGCACACAUACGCACGUGUGCAACCCCCCUGGGCCCGACCUGGAGCACACCCACAGCUGCCAGCACACGCACACGCGCCUGCUCACCCCGCUCCUGCCGGCGGAGAGCGAGGCGGAGGACCAGAAGAGCAGCGAGAAGGGCAGCGAGGGGGCGAGCAGGAAGAGGAAACCCAUUCCCCCGGCCAACAACCGUGAGGCGGUGCGCAAGUACCGCGAGCGCAAGAAGGCGCGCACCGAGUACCUGGAGGGCGAGGUGGCGCGCCUGCAGGCCAUCAAUGGGCAGCUUGUGAAGCGGCUGCAGGGGCAGACGGCCAUGGCUGCCGAGCUGCGCCGCCUGCGUGGCCUCCUCUCCGACCUGCAGCGCACGCUCAAUCGCGAGCUGGCGCCAUCACCGGGGCUGGGGCCCCUCCCGCAUCCAGGUGCCGCCCUGGCCCCUCCCGACUUCUUCACCACCUCCGUGGAGGUCCCCUGCCACCAGGACAUCGGCUGCCUCCACCAGCCGUACCCCAGCAAGCGGCUGCACGCGCCUGGGGCCCGCCGCCCGGAGGACCCUCCCGGCCUCGUGAUACAGACGGAUAUCAGUCAUGUCCUUGGCCCAAACGGCAACCCACUAAGCCCGGCUGUCAUCCGCGGACGGGCAUGCAAGCCAGACGGGUGACGUGUAUCUGAGAAGACACGGAAAGUGCCAUCCAGGUCAACAUGAUUGUCAUACGAAGCUUGCGCUUCGCUGCAGUCGGAAUUGUAGAAAGCAAUCGAUCCCUAGAGCUGCAGUUGUCCCGUACAUGUUUUUGCGGCAACUACAGCUCUUAGAGAUAGGUACAGGUUGUAGGACGAAAGCUGACUGUAGAUUUAGUCCCUGAUGCGUAUAGUACUGCAAGCUAAGCAAUGUGAACACGUGGUCCCUUCGACCAGGUCGAGCGAGCAAACCUCUUGCUGUUGUAGUGUAUAUGAUGGUUAAAUUGACCAUUUAGUAACCGCAACUCAUUGGCAGACUUGAUUGACAAAAUCAAUCGUUGGAUUGUCAAAGGUGGAUUGCACAACUUCCUUCUAAUGCAGAUUUUGUGGGGCUUGGUGUAUAUCGCAU